Molecule: messenger RNA, 709 nt
Organism: Paralichthys olivaceus (Japanese flounder)
Lineage: Eukaryota; Metazoa; Chordata; Actinopteri; Pleuronectiformes; Paralichthyidae
Source: RefSeq, a predicted model, not a curated record
GGAUCUGGUGGUUCUGGUGGAUCUGGCAGUUCUGGUGGUUCUGGUGGAUCUGGUCCCAGUGAAGGUGGAACUGGGCUGGAUUCUGCGAAGCCACUAGACGGCCACAGUGUGAUUGGAGGCUCCAUCAACAACAACCAGCUGAAGACGCUGCAGGGAGAACUGUCCGAGGUCGUCCUCACUUUCAGCUCCAUCAACGACACCCUGAAGGGAAUCGAACACACGAUGCAGAAACACGGCAGCGUCAUCACUGACCUCGGAAACACCAAAGAUAAAAUCAUCUCCGAGCUGGACAAAAUCCAGCUGGAGGUGACGGAGCACAUGGAGGAGAGCCGGGACCGUUUGGACGGGUUGGAUCGUGACGUGCGGCGGUUUGAGAGCACGCUGCUGGUGGAGAUGGGCGACUGUAAGAGGUCUGGAGACGGGCUGGAGAAGAGGCUGUCGAAGCUGGAAGGCGUCUGUGGGCGACUGGACGGCGUCUCGGACUCAAUCCACAAGAUCAAGGAAGGACUGAAUCGACACGUGUCUAGUUUGUGGACAUGUGUCUCCGGUCUGAACGACACCGUCCUGCAUCAUGGAGGAAUCCUGGACGUUAUUCAGAAGAAUCAGGACGACGUCCAGAGUCGGAUGAAGAACCUGAACUCAAGCGUCAACCACGUCCUCAAAGAUCAUCAGAGUCUCUCUGAGCAGAACCUGAGCGGUGAGCUGGACC